AUGGAAAUGGCAUCUGAGCUUUCCCAAACAGGCAGGAGGACAAUCUUCGGAAUGAUGGCUGUGGUUAAAGGUCUACAGCACAGCAUGCUCACAAUCUUUGGCAAUGGUCUGGAGAUCUUCUUGCCCAAGACCAGACUGAAACCCGGGGAUGACAUGGCCUCUGCCAAGUUAGAUCCUCCCACUUGCGCUGAGAGACCAAUCUUGACAGCUUCUCCUGACGAAGAAGCACUACCCUUCAAGAGCUUGUAUGCCCUAUGCUACAAUAGCGGCCUCCGGCUCUAUGCAGAGCCAGAAAGUCUGCACCCAAUGUGGAAUGAUCUCAAGAAUGCAUUGAAACGAGCAGAGUUUCAGCCAUCGCUGUUGCUGGGCAUACUUCUGAGUCAAGCCAGUCAUGGACCCUUUGAUUCAGGAGCUCACCAAUGGACGAAACAGGAGUGCGUGAAGGUGUUGCCCAAGGAACUUUCCCCGAGUGAUUUUGCUGAGCUUCGAGAGUGCAUGCUGAAAGACAGGUAUGGGCAACUAAGUACAGACAUUCCUGACUCCCCGGAAGAUCUAGAGGAUUUGUCUGCAGUGCAGCACUUGCCUAUCUUUGCAAAGUACAAGUCCUGGUUCCAGUGCAUUGUCUCUCUCUACAAGCUGAGUUUAGACUGGAGCCUGAACACUCUAGUUUUGGAAAGGGCGGUUGAGAUGCACAGGGGUUCUGCACGCUUCGAUGAGCCAGACCUACCUGGAGAUGGCGACGAUGCUUCUGAUUGCGAUGGGGCUUGGGAGGGUGGUGAGGGCGAUGCUCACCCCCGCCCACAGAAUCGGCAGGAGCUUAACCAGCUCAAAGACCAGUUUGCCAACAAGCUGCAAAUGGCAUGCCACUACUACCAGGACCCGCUGCUGCCACUGGAAUUCAAGGCAAUCUUCUGGGCCUCCCACGAGCUCUUGCGUGAGUACGUCCGGACAUUAAACACCCACAAAUCUGGGCAGGAGAAAACACUCCGAUGGCGUGCUGCUAGAGCCAAGGGGGGAAACCUGGUACACUACAACUGUUGCUCGUACUAUGUGCUCCAUCAAUGA
Molecule: messenger RNA, 1065 nt
Organism: Durusdinium trenchii
Lineage: Eukaryota; Dinophyceae; Suessiales; Symbiodiniaceae
Source: the annotation of a GenBank genome assembly